Orycteropus afer afer is the source of this 1740-nucleotide messenger RNA. It is a transcript of the gene SLC15A5, whose product is annotated as solute carrier family 15 member 5. Gene Ontology annotation, cellular component: membrane. NCBI's taxonomy places the organism in Eukaryota, Metazoa, Chordata, Mammalia, Tubulidentata, Orycteropodidae. The record is from RefSeq and is a predicted model, not a curated record. Gene Ontology annotation, molecular function: transmembrane transporter activity. Bases 1 to 1740 code for a protein of 579 amino acids. Gene Ontology annotation, biological process: transmembrane transport. The transcript has 9 exons.
AUGUCUCUUAUAGACUUUAAAAUAGCUGAUGCAAAAAUAUCCUUAAAUCACAGCAUUGAGAAGGAGAAAACUGUAAGAGAUGUUGGUUAUUUCUCUUCAUCAUACUCUGUGAAAAAAAUCCAGGUUGGAAUCUGUUUGCUUCUGGUGGAGCUAUGUGAGAGAUUCACUUUCUUUGAAGUUGUCAGCAAUAUGAUCCCCUUUUGCACUAUCAAGCUUGGCUAUCGCAAUUACCAGGCAGCCAUUUUGAACUUAUGUUUUAUUGGAACUUCACUACUUGCUCCUGUAUUUGCAGGAUGGCUUGCUGAUGUCUGUGUAGGAAGAAACAGACUGGUGUGUAUUUGCUUAUUUCUGCAUUUUCUAGGCACUGCUUUGUUAUCUGUGGUUGCCUUUCCCUCAGAAGAUUUCUAUAUGGGCUCUUACCAUGUGAUUAAUAAUAUAACAAAGAAAGAGCAGAAGAGACUGUUUUACAUAGCACUGUUGACCAUCUGCCUCGGCACAGGAGGAGUAAGAGCCAUAGUUUGUCCACUUGGUGCGUAUGGCCUCCAGGAACAUGAAUCAAAGAAACAAACGUCAUUUUUUAACUGGUUUUAUUGGUUUAUAAACCUAAAUGCAACUGUUGUCUUUCUGGGAAUAUCUUACGUCCAACACUCAGGAGCCUGGGCCUUUGUUUUACUUGUUCCUCUUAUGUCUACACUUAUGGCUCUGAUAACUCUUCAUAUGAUAUACUCUAAACUGAUUCAUCAGCCGGAGAAAUGUUGCUCCCUCCUGACAACUUUUGGAGUGUUUGUUAAUGCACUGAAAAUGUGCUGCCUGCGAUAUUACCAUCUUGGCAGAGAUGUGACAAGCUGGUUAGACCAUGCCAAGGAAAAAAAUGGUGGCUGCUACAGUGAGUUCCAUGUGGAAGGUGCAAAAUUUUUCCUCACGCUUUUCCCUCUCUUCAUUUUUCAGCUCCUAUACAGAAUGUGCAUUAUGCAGAUUCCUUCAGGGUAUUAUCUGCAGACCAUGAAUUCCAACCUGAAUUUGAAUGGAUUUCUUCUGCCAGUUGCAGUAAUGAAUGUAAUCAGCAUCCUACCAUUGUUAAUCCUGGCGCCUUUUGUGGAGUAUUUCAACACCUGCCUAUUUCCCACUAAGAGAGAUGGACCAUUUCUGUUGGCAUGCAUUAUUGCUGGAAAUCUUGCUGCUGCAUUGUCUGUGAUGGUAGCUGGAUUCUUUGAAACAUACAGAAAAGACUUCCCUCCAAUGGAGCAAACUCUUUCAGGCAAAGUUCUCAUCGUUUCCUCUAUGCCCUGUUUCCACCUGGUUCUCCAGUACCUUUUACUUGGUGUGGCUGAAACACUGGUAAAUCCAGCCUUAUCAGUACUAUCAUACAGAUUUGUUCCAAGUAGUGCCAGAGGAACUUCUAUGAAUUUUUCAUCCCUAUUCAACGGAUUUGGUUGUUUCAUGGGAGCGCUGCUGGUGGAGUUAGUGUAUCUCAUCUCAGAAGGCAAUUGGUUUCCCAACACAUUAAACAAAGGCAAUUUAGAAAGCUUCUUCUUCUUCCUGGCAUCAUUAACAUUAUUGAACAUCCUGGGAUUCUGGAGUGUUUCACAAAGAUAUUGUAAUCUAAAUCAUUUUAAUGUCCAGAACAUCAAUGGAAGUAAUCUUGAAGACACACUUCUCCUGCAAGAAAAGUCUCUGAAAUUUUAUGGCAGUAUACAGGAAUUUUCUUCAAGUAUUGAUUCUUGGGAGACAGCCCUAUGA